AUGGCGAACUUAACUGAAGACGGCGAAAUCGACCCAGUACAAGAAUGGCUGGUUCAAGAGCAACAGUGUGGAGAUCAGUAUGUUCUCCACCAACCCCGUGGGGUCUCCUUUGUGGACGUCGAUGUGAAUGGAUACAUGGAGGCCAAUUCCUUCCAACGGACCUUCGCCAGUUACAUUCAGUUGAUACCGAGUUACCUCAAGACGCUAUUUGGGAAUCGCGGCCCACAACAAAAAGUACGGAUUUUGAGAGACUUGAAUGGCCUGGUUCGAUCAGGUGAGAUGCUUUUGGUUCUUGGUCGACCUGGUAGUGGUUGCACGACAUUUCUUAAGACGAUAGCUGGCGUUGUAAAUGGAAUUGAAGUUACGGAAAAGCAAAAUGGUGGCAUACAGUAUGAAGGAACUCCAUUUCAAGAGAUGGACAAACAGAACUGGGCCGAGACCAUCUACCUCGCCGAAGAUGAUAUCCAUUUACCGGAACUUUCCCUCAAAGAGACACUUGCCUUUGCAGCUGAGAUGAGACCCCGCGUACAAGCAGCAGAGCUUGUUAGUCGCCAAACAGCCUCUAUCUACGGACUCCAACAGGUGCUUGAUACUCAGGUGGGAAAUGACUUGAUACGUGGACUGAGUGGAGGUGAGAAACGACGAACAAGUAUUGCCGAGGCUUUUCUCAGUGGAUGUCCAAUUCAAUGCUGUGAUAAUAGUAUUCGAGGACUGGAUAGCGCAACAGCACUGAAUGUCGUGCGAACUUUGCGACGAGUGACCAGCACACUGAAGUUGACUGUACUGCUGCUCUACCAAGGCCGACAAAUCUAUUUCGGCUCUACCAGCAACGCGGCCGAUUAUUUUGAGCGAUUGGGCUUUGUUAGAUCUGAUGGGGCAACAACAGCUGACUUCUUGAAUUCCCUGACAAAUCCAGCAGAGCGUCUAAUCAGCAACGGAGCUGAAAGUACCGUUCCUCGAACAGCGGAUGAAUUUGCACAAGUAUGGCAACAAAGCCCAGAAUUUCUGACUUUUAAGAAGGAAAUGUCUGAAUACAGUGACAUGUGCCGAAAAUCCUCAACGAGAUCCUCCUACCCGACAUCCAUGAUGCACCAAAUUAAUGUAUGUAUCACUCGAGUCAUUAUUCGAUCUCGUCAUAACAUGCAAGGUCUCAUUUCCGCAGUCGUGGGAAAUACCAUACUCGCCAUCAUCCUCGGCAGUCUACUCUACAAUUUGCCCGAGGACACAGGAAGCUUCGAAUCACGGAGUAUCUUAGUCUUCUAUGCUACCAUGAUGGACUCCUGUAUACCAGCCUUUGAAGUCACUGGUCUAUGGACACAACGGCCAAGAGUGGAGAAGCAGAGUCGCUACGCCUUUUACCACCCCGUCGCCGAAGGGAUCGCCUCCAUGUUAACCGAUUUACCUGUGAAGGCCCUGACAUCUCUUUGCUUCAAAAUAUCAGUGUACUUUCUUGCAAAUCUCCGUCGAACCGCUUCGGCAUUUUUUACUUUUUGGUUAUUUGGACUUGUGGUUAUGGUGACCAUGUCCAUGAUUUUUCCGAUCAGUUGGAUCCAUCUCACGUACCUAUGCACAAUCAUUGGCUCCAGUAUCAAUCAUAUAUUCAUGUUUAUAAUUUAUGCGGGCUUUGUUAUCCCACCAAGUGAUCAGGUUCCAUGGCUUAGUUGGAUCCGUUACUUUAAUCCGAUGGCGUACACAAACGAAAGUCUUAUGAUUAAUGAAUUUCGGGGUCGUCGUUACCAAUGCUCCACGUUUGUUCCAUCCGGACCUACAUACUCGGACAAUGAUCUUAGCGGGAAGAUUUGUUCGGCUAUUGGGAGUGUGGCAGGUCAGUCAUGGGUAGAUGGGAAUCGGUACUUGGAGCUCAAGUAUGGGUACUCUGUUGAUCAUUUGUGGCGGAAUCUGGGUAGCCUCUUCGCCUUGAUGGCUGGAUUCUGUGCUGUGUAUCUUCUUGCUGCGGAGUAUAUCCAGGCCCAACGUUCCAAGGGUGAUAUCCUGCUGUUCAGGCGAAAAGAUGUUCGUCCUCCUGAGGAAAGCGUCGAAAUCGAUCUGAUACAGGCCAGGGAGAAAGAGAUUAAGGAUAAGGACCCAGCUUCUGUCAUGAACUCAGUGUCGGCAAAAGAGCUGAGUCACCAGUCAUCAGUAUUCUGCUGGAGUGAUGUAGGCUACGACAUCAAGCUGGAGAACAAAAAGGAACCCUCUCCUAUUCUCCAGGGCGUGGAUGGCUGGGUGACUCGCGGACCAUUAACCGCAUUGAUGGGAUCAACCGGCGCUGGAAAAACCACCCUCCUAGAUGUUCUCGCAAACCGAAAGUCCGCUGGAAUUGUUCAUGGAGAUGUUCUUAUCGACGGUCAUCUCCGAGAUGGUUGUUUCCAGCGAAAAACAGGUUAUGUGCAACAGGCCGAUAUCCAUCUCCCGACCGGCGACCAGAAACUUGCAUAUGUGGACACUGUGCUCCAAAUGUUGGAAAUGGAGUCAUACUCGGAGGCUGUUGUCGGUGUUCCUGGCAAGGGGCUAAACAUUGAACAGCGAAAACGAUUGACCAUUGCAGUGGAGAUGGCUGCCCGUCCGGAACUACUUUUCCUUGACGAACCCACUUCUGGACUCGAUAGUCAAACUGCCUGGUCGAUAUGUACUCUUCUUCGGAAACUUUCAGAUAAUGGCCAACCUAUUCUAUGUACCAUCCACCAGCCCUCCGCGGAGCUAUUCCAGAUGUUCGAUCGACUCCUCUUUUUGCAAUCGGGAUGCUCGCUCUAUUUUGGGGACUUGGGAAAUAAGGCUGCGACAUUGAUUGAAUACUUUUGUCGCUUUGGAGCUCGUGUUCCAAAAGAGGGUGAGAAUCCUGCUGAAUGGCUUCUCGAGGUUACAGCCGCUUCCCCGACGGAGAAGGAUUGGGCGGAUGUGUGGUCUACCAGCCCGGAGACCGAGAAUGUCAAGCGAGAUAUUGCUAUGAUGGGAGAGAAUCAGAGCAACACUGUCUUGACUGAUAUGAACGAUUAUGAGUAUGCUGCUUCGCAGUACACACAGCUCUUGCUGGUUACCCGUCGCAUGUUCCAGGACUAUUGGCGAGAACCAACCUACCUAUACUCGAAGCUUGCUUUAUGUGUUGGCUCAGGAUUCUUCAAUAGUAUCUCAUUUUGGAUGAUCGAUCACACAGUGCAAGGACUAACUAGCUCCCUCUUCUCCUGCUUCCUCCUCACAAUCAUCUUUAGCACAAUCGACCAACAAAUAAACCCCCGUUUCAUCGACGGACGCGAAAUCUUCGAAGCGUGCGAAAGACAAUCAAAAACCUACAGUUGGCCCAUAUUCGUCGCCGCAAACAUGAUCAUCGAAUUAAUCUGGCAAUCUCUAACGGCCAUUCCAGUCUUCGUAGCCUGGUACUAUCCUUUUGGAUUCUGGCGAAACGGAUUAAACGACACAUUCAGUAUGAAAGAGCGCGCGAUUCUAAUUUUCCUUCUUCUCUCGUUUUUCCUAGUCUUCACAUCCACUCUUUCCCAAGCAAUUGCAGCAAGUAUGAGUGAUUCACUUACCGCGGUGAAUAUCGCGAACUUAAUGUUUACGCUUUGUCUUUUAUUCUGCGGUAUCCUUGUUGAGCCUGAUGCGUUGCCUCGAUUCUGGAUCUUCAUGUACCGUGCCAGUCCGGUGACUUAUCUUAUGGGUGGUAUGAUCAAGGCGGCAUUAGCUGAUACGGCUUUGAAUUGUGUAUCUAUUGAUCUUCUUCAUAUCCCGCUGCAUUCAGGAAGUGAUUCUACUUUGUCGUGUGGUUCUUAUCUUAAUUCAUAUGUGCAGAGUAUGGGUGGUAGGAUUUUGAAUCCGAAUACAACGGCGGGGAUGAGUGAGAAUUGUGUCUUUUGUGAUGUGACUGAUGCGAAUACUACACUUAAGGGAAUGAGCAUGGAUGUUCAUACGCGAUGGCGCGAUUUAGGAAUCUUUGUAGUAUACGUGGUGGUGAAUGUUGCUGGGAUAUUCUUCUUUUAUUGGAUAAGUAGAGGUCGGAACAAGAGUGGCUAG
Molecule: messenger RNA, 4008 nt
Organism: Penicillium malachiteum
Lineage: Eukaryota; Fungi; Ascomycota; Eurotiomycetes; Eurotiales; Aspergillaceae
Exons: 5
Coding region: 1-4008 (1335 amino acids)
Biological process (GO): transmembrane transport
Cellular component (GO): membrane
Molecular function (GO): ABC-type transporter activity; ATP binding; ATP hydrolysis activity
Source: RefSeq, a predicted model, not a curated record